This is a messenger RNA of Brassica oleracea var. oleracea, 616 nucleotides long. Its product is annotated as cytochrome P450 71A18. The record is from RefSeq and is a predicted model, not a curated record. Lineage: Eukaryota; Viridiplantae; Streptophyta; Magnoliopsida; Brassicales; Brassicaceae. Gene Ontology annotation, molecular function: oxidoreductase activity, acting on paired donors, with incorporation or reduction of molecular oxygen; heme binding; monooxygenase activity.
UGUAUGAACCAACGUUUUGUGGUGAGUCGAAAUGGAAUUGAUGAUAUUAAUCUCUUUGUCCUUGACAACUCUCUUAGCAUUUCUCUUCCUAAAGUCACUAUUCAAACGAACCACCACUAUUUCCGAACUUAACCCACCACCGUCUCCAUGGCGGCUUCCAGUGAUAGGAAACCUUCACCAGCUCAGUCUCCAUCCUCACCGCGCUUUCCAUAGACUCAGCCUCCGCUACGGGCCGCUCAUGCUCCUUUACUUUGGCCGUGUCCCUGUUCUGGUGGUCUCAUCAGCCGACGUCGCUCAUGACGUCAUGAAAACGCACGACCUUAAGUUUGCCAACCGCCCCAAACCAAAGGCGCUGGAUAUAAUUAUGAACGGCGGACGAGAUGUGGCAUUUUCCUCUUAAGGUGAGUAUUGGAGACAUAUGAAGAGUUUAUGCACUGUGCAUCUCCUCGGCAAGCAAAUGGUGAAGUCCUUUGAGAAUGUAAGAAAAGAAGAGAUAAACGCAGUGAUCAGAAGCUUGAGAAAGCUAGUUCUUCUUCUUUAUCGGUAAAUCUAAGCGAUUUACUACUUAACUUGUCAAACAAUGUCAUAUGUAAAAUUGCAAUGGGAAGAAAAUAUA